Molecule: messenger RNA, 1488 nt
Organism: Chanos chanos (milkfish)
Lineage: Eukaryota; Metazoa; Chordata; Actinopteri; Gonorynchiformes; Chanidae
Product: transcription factor-like 5 protein
Exons: 6
Coding region: 1-1488 (495 amino acids)
Biological process (GO): spermatogenesis; regulation of DNA-templated transcription
Cellular component (GO): nucleus
Molecular function (GO): protein dimerization activity; DNA-binding transcription factor activity, RNA polymerase II-specific; RNA polymerase II cis-regulatory region sequence-specific DNA binding
Source: RefSeq, a predicted model, not a curated record
AUGACCACGUCUGUUGCUUGCAAGACCCUGCACGUAUCACCUCCAAGUGGGCAGUAUGUCUCUGAUCAAGUCAGUGUCGUUGUGAGCCAGAAUGGAUGCAUCUCAGAUGAACAAGACCAGGUUGUUACCUCAGAGUUCAGUCUGAUGGAAAUGACAGAGGUAGAAUACACUCACCUACAGCACAUCAUCCAGUCUCAUUUGGAGGCUCAAGUGAUGGAACAAAAUGGAUCAGAAGAAGUCAGAUUAAAUCCAGCAGCAUACACCAUAGGCAGCCCCUCCAUCCACACACAAACUGAUGGUGUUAUCACAGUAGGCUCUCGACCCUCCAGCCCACCUGUAUGCCAGCCUGAAGAUGUCAUUCCAACAACUUCAUCUGAUGUGCAGUAUGCUGUUUCCAAACCCGUCCAGAUAGAUCCCCAGGAAAUCAAAAUGGUUUUGGUGAGCGAUCCAUCUAGCAGUCUCAUUGCAGGUGAGAGAACACCUACCAGCUGGGGAGAGGUUCCAGGCUCAGUUCUGGCCAAAGUGAGAAGUGCAAGGGAAGUGGACCGGGAUGGUGGAGUGGACAUGGGUGAGCACAGGGGGGCUUCGCAGGUGGAGGUGAGACCCAAUCCACCAGCUCGGGUUCGCUUGGAGAAAAGGUUUAACUGCAGCCCCCGUGACACCACCAGGCAGCAGCAGGAGUCACACUCAACAGCUCUGAAUGUAUUUUUGUCAAUGCUUCAUCAGUCUUCAGAAGCCCAAGGCAUAGCCAUGCAUUCUCAGUCAGAGAAAUGGAUGAAGUCAGACUGGAGGACUGCUGCUGAGUGCCCUUACCCUUACAGAGGAACUAUAUUCAAUACUGUGGGAGGCACUCGUGGGCAGGGUCUUGGACACCUUUCUCAGCUACUGGAGGGCAACAAACACUCGGAGCUGAUUAUUCCCAAGAACUUCACAUUUAACUAUAGACCAGAGAAGGAUGGUGGGACUGUGGUGAAAGCCCCUUGUAUCAUUCGGACUGGCUCUGUUGAGGAGGGAGUUGAGAUGACAGCAAACCCUGGUCCCCUUCCUAAGCGUGCUCGGACCCGUGGCCUCAGAGCCCAAACCCCCAACAUCAUUCAGGGUACAGGGAACUGGAGGGGAGGUCUGACAGGGCCCACCCCCAAAACAAGCAGGAGACAAGGGCUUGCGCUGGAAACCAGUCAACGCAGGGAGCGGCAUAACAGCAAAGAAAGAGACCGCAGAAGGAGGAUCCGUCUGUGCUGUGAUGAGCUGAAUCUCCUGGUGCCAUUCUGUACCACUGAGACUGAUAAAGCCACUACUUUACAGUGGACCACAGCUUUCCUCAAAUACAUCAGAGAGGUGUAUGGAGACUCCCUCAAACAGGACUUCCAGAGUACUUUCUGUGGUAAGACUGGCUUGCGGAUCAAACCGAGUUGUGUGGCUAAAGUCACUCGUUCUCAGUCCAGUGAGGAGUUGGGUGAACUGCAGACUGCCACCUCACAGGAGUAA